GAACAGAGUUAACUUCCUUUCAUUUACGCCGGCCUUUAUCGCCACAUCGACUUCACGAGUCAAGCUGCCGAGAAGAUGGGAAUGCGAAGACAGAGAAGCACAAAGAACCCUCCGGUGUUCAGCCAUGAGUUUUUCAUCCAGAAUCACGCAGACAUUGUGUCAUGUGUGGCCAUGGUUUUUGUCAUAGGACUAAUGUUUCAGGCAACGGCUCCAGUGGCAUCUCUCUUUGUGACACUGCAGCACAAUGUCACUAAAAUUAACAAUGACACUGGGGAGGAGGUGACAAGCUACAUGGUGGGACUGAAGGAUCUAUUUUGUGUGUUUUUCUACCUCCUCAUCUGUAUCGUGGUCCAUGCAGUAAUCCAGGAGUACAUUCUUGAUAAACUGAACAGGAAAAUGCAUUUGUCGAAAGUAAAGCAUAGCAAGUUUAACGAGUCUGGGCAGUUACUGGCAUUUUAUGGAGCCUCUGCUGUUUGGGGUGCUGACAUCAUCAUCAAGGAAGGUUUUGUGAAUAUUAACCAGCUUUGGGAAAAUUACCCUCAUAGCGAGCUCUCGUUCAUUGUGAAAUUUUUCUUCAUCAUGCAAAUUUCCUACUGGAUCCACUGUUUUCCUGAGCUUUAUUUUCAGAAAGUAAAGAAGGACGAGAUGUCAUCUAGAAUUCAGUAUGCAGUUCUUUACCUUGUAUUCAUAUCAGGAGCUUUCUUUUUAAAUUUCAACAGGGUAGCCCUCUGUAUGAUCGUUCUUCACUACGCAGUAGAAUUUGUCUUCCAUCUUGCUCGUCUUUUGUAUUUUGCCGAGAAAACUGACUUAGCCAAUCAUGGAUUUAUGGUUUUCAAUGCUUUGUUUGUGCUAGUUAGACUGGGAACUAUUACCUUGUCUGUCUUAACCUUCUGGUAUGGUUUAGAGCAGACCAACCAACCUAAUAUUGAUGUAGCAACAGGGAAUUACAAUACUCAGAUGAUUAGGAUAAACUGUCUGGCUGCUGUUUGUCUCCUGCAGGCCUGGAUGAUGUGGAACUUCAUUAACUUCCACCUCAGAAGAAUGAGGGAACGGGGAGCUGCUUCCAGGAAGCUUAGAUCUCCAAAGAAAACUAAAUCUAAGGCUUCCGACGAGGAUAUAAGCUCACUGCCAGAGGCUGACCAGAAUACUGCCACCGAGAACGGCAUCCGAGCCAGACGGGUCAAGAAAAACUAACAGAACACCAUCUAAUGGCCAAGUACUGGUGAAGCAAGUCAUCACACAACCGAGGUUAAAAAAAAAAGGAUCUGAAUUUUUCUUGUUUAUCUUGAAUAUCUUUUCAUAUUUUUUUAAAAAGCAAAGAAAACUGGUGUUGUUAUUAAAAGAGAAUGUUUUAAGAUAAUUAACAUCAGUUACUAAGUUCAGAAGUUGCUUAUAAAAUUUUGCAGUUUGUUUGGUUAUUGUUUGUAGCAGUGUAUAUACUUAUUCCUCUGCCAAAUUGAUUGAUUUUUAAAUGAUUAUAUAUUUAUAGAAACAUGGUUGUUUUGAAGUCACUUGCAAUAUGAGGAAAAUCUUCAACAUUUUGUUUUAGAGUGAUUAAUGUAAUUGUUACAUUUCUUUUUAGUACAUACAAAUGAUACAUUUGUAGGAUUUUAAUUUUUGUAACACAUAAUGCAAACUUAUGUCAUUAGAGAGGUUGAGAUUUAAUACAUGUACGGGUACGUCUAGUAUGGGAAUUCCCUAAAUUCCUCCCGUACUACGUCAUCAGUUUUAGUGCCGACAAGUUUUCUACAUGUUUCUACAACUUGUAGAAUGGUAUCUACACAUAAGUGUAAACUUGUAGCUUUUGUAAUAAAAAUUAGUCAAUUUUUGUGGGAAAAUGUUAUUGUACAUUAUUUAGGAUGUUUAGUUUCAUGAGCACAAUUGUUUUAACCAUGUUUUGCUUAUUAACUAAUGUCAUAAAACUACUAAAUAGUUGAAACAGAAACCACCAAUCACAGUGUAGGCAUUCACGUUACACUCCAUUAAAAUCUCAACAGACAAAUUACAAAAAUGUGUAUGUCAAAGAUUAUGCACACGUACAAGUUUAA
Saccostrea echinata is the source of this 2048-nucleotide messenger RNA. Its product is annotated as translocating chain-associated membrane protein 1-like 1. NCBI's taxonomy places the organism in Eukaryota, Metazoa, Mollusca, Bivalvia, Ostreida, Ostreidae. The transcript has 12 exons. Gene Ontology annotation, biological process: SRP-dependent cotranslational protein targeting to membrane, translocation; protein insertion into ER membrane. Bases 76 to 1194 code for a protein of 372 amino acids. The record is from RefSeq and is a predicted model, not a curated record. Gene Ontology annotation, cellular component: endoplasmic reticulum membrane.